This is a messenger RNA of Sphaerodactylus townsendi, 704 nucleotides long. Its product is annotated as NADPH oxidase 4-like. Gene Ontology annotation, biological process: defense response; superoxide anion generation. The transcript is spliced from 8 exons. Gene Ontology annotation, molecular function: superoxide-generating NAD(P)H oxidase activity. The coding region runs from base 72 to 704 and encodes 210 amino acids. NCBI's taxonomy places the organism in Eukaryota, Metazoa, Chordata, Lepidosauria, Squamata, Sphaerodactylidae. The record is from RefSeq and is a predicted model, not a curated record. Gene Ontology annotation, cellular component: plasma membrane; NADPH oxidase complex.
AGAAGGCGAGGAGGGGGCGGCUCAAAAGGCACAGCGGCUCCCCCAGAGCCCCCAAAGCCGCGCCGGGCACCAUGGCCGUGUCCCGCACCAGCUGGCUGGCCAACGAGGGCACCAAGCACUGCCUCCUGUUGCUCUGGCUGUCUCUCAACGUGGGGCUGUUUUGGAAAACUUUCUGGGUGUAUUACCAUGGGCCGCAAUAUUAUUACUUGCACCAGAUGCUGGGGCUGGGAUUGUGCCUCAGCAGAGCUUCAGCGUCUGUCCUCAACCUCAACUGCAGCCUAGUCCUUUUGCCCAUGUGCCGGAUUCUCCUGGCCUAUCUUCGAGGGUCUCAGAAGGUGGCCAGCCGGAAAACGAGGAGGCUCUUGGAUAAAAGCAAAACUUUCCACGUCACCUGCGGCAUUACGAUAUGCAUCUUUUCAGUGGUCCAUGUUGCUGCUCACCUGGUGAAUGCCUUGAACUUUUCUGUGCACUACAGUGAGGAGUUUCUCGCCCUCAAUGCUGCCAGCUUCCACGGCGAGGAUCCCAGGAAGCUACUGUUUGCGACAGUUCCAGGAUUAACUGGAGUGAUUAUGGUGCUGGUAUUAUUCCUAAUGUCUACGGCAUCUACUUAUGCCAUUAGGGUUUCCAACUAUGACAUCUUCUCAUAUACCCACAACCUCUUUUUCGUCUUCUACUUGCUGCUGAUGUUGCAUGUUUCAGGGUAA